GCGGCGGCGAAUGAGAAUUUUCGUUUCGAAAAAACCCAAGAUGGUGGGCGAUAUUUUUAAUUUUUUUUUGCCAAAAACGUCAACUUUAAACAAUGAAAUUGCCUCGUUUUUUAUUUUAUCUGUUCCUUUUUGUUAUUAUUCUAGUAUUACUGAAUGUCCUUCUAAUGUUUUAUUUGACACAUAGCAGAAUAUACGCGCUAAAUGACUACGAAAAAUUCGAUUUUGAUUAUAAGGUAAGUCGCCAAGGAGUGGAGGUCUUGAGGGUAUUGCCGGGAGAUAAACAAAUAUUUUGACGAAUUUUAUUUCUGUACUUAUACUUGGUGUAAUGUUACUGUAGUGUAUUAGUGCUAAUUAUAAGGUGGCAAAGAGGGACAAAAUCUAUUGCGUGACAGUCAACCAACCCUUUUAUAUCAGUUCUGGGGUGUUUCCAAGGAGAAAUUUCCAAGAAAGCACAUCAGACCCCUUCCAUGCCCCUCCCCGACCCAUGCACGAUGUUCUAGCUACAGUAUAUAACCACUCGGGUUACACAACCAUUGUGUAAUGUUUUAUUUCUAUGUCAGGUCAAUGAAGAUUCAUUCCUGUCGAUUCACGACUUACCAGAAGACACGUCUGGGGAAUAUUAUGUACAUAAAAACUUCAUUAGAUCACAGAGCACAGAUUCUUCAAGAGACAUAGUCUUAGCAAGCCACUGCACUGGAGAUCAUCUGCAUCAUUUGGUGUCGCUGACUCAAGUCUGGCAGGGACCAUUGUCCAUUGGUUUGUAUUUUCAGCUGGAUUCAUCAAUGAAUCAGGCACCCAGCCAUUCCAACAGUUCGUCCAUCUAUUGGACUACUGGCUUUCAAAAUUUAUGAAUUCAAACCAAUUCGUAAAACUUAUCUUUUCCAAUACAUUUAUAGCUGUAUUCAUCCCUGGCUACAAUCUGGAGAACACGCUAUCGACUCUGUACAUACUUUAUGGCUGCUUCAUCAAAGUCCGUCGGCAAGUCACGAUCCAUCUUGUCCACCCUAUAUCUGUAGUGCUGAAUGACAGUGACCUAAUGUUCCUGAUUAGGAAAUCUGAGGAGGUUCACACUAAAUGCUCCAAGGCUUUGAAAGAGAUUAAGAAUACCAAUAAAAAUGUUGGCAUCAAUUAUGACAGAAAGGUGGUGUACUAAUAAAUUGGCCUGGUAUAAUAUACCCAGGGACGCCGGAACUGGGGGGGCAGGGGGGGCGGCUGCCCCCCUUGCCUUUUGGUAGGGGGGGCAGAAGUGCCCUUUUAGUUGUAAAAAAAUAUGUGAUAAAUCACAUUUAGAACGAUGGUAUUUGUACAAAAAUUAUGAGAUUCAGACAAUUUACAGUUUCUAUUUCACUUAUGGUAUGUCCGGAAAAAUUUUUUGACCCCUAAAAUGGUACACUGACCGAAAUUUUUUUGGCGACGGGGGAGGGGAGGUCGCCGAAAUUUUUUGAUAAAAGCCGUUGACAACUUGUCAACAAACUGGGAACAAGCAGUGCGAACACAUCCUGUUGACAAGUUGUUGGAACAGCAUUGCUACAAGUCUGCUGCAGGUUUGUUACAACUUGUGCGUUUUUACCUGUGUAUAAUACACCAUACAACACCUCUCAACAUCCAACAUAAAAAUUAGUUUGCAAACUAUACUGGGCACUGCCUCUAAUCAUUCAGAAAUAUUUCUCCUGCAGAUAGAGUAUCCCAACAAUCUAUUACGAAAUACUGCCAAGCAAGGAGUUGCUUCACAAUAUUCCUUGGUUGUGGAUAUUGACAUGAAACCAAACCAGAAUUUAUACACAGAUUUCAUGAAUUUUGCCAGGAAAAAUAAUUUAUUUGAUGGUGGCAAUAGCUUUUAUAAUGGUAAGAUGAAAAUUGGCUCACAGUAAAUGCCUGCAGAUGUUUUGUCAUCGAAUCUUUAAUGGCAAAAAAUUCGGCAAAAAAUUAGGUUCAUUGGAUUGCAUUUUUUGUUAGAAGCUGCCAAACCGGUAUUUUCUUAGAGUUUGUCGCGCGUUAUCGAUAUUUUAUCUUCGUAUUUGGCAGAAAUGGACCUCAGAACUGACGAGAGAAUUGAAAUUUUCAUGAGUGAUUUCAGUUAUAGACUAAAUUUUGAUCUAGGCAAGAAAAACGAAAUCCAACACCACAGCUUGAAAGAGCGUCUUAGAAUGAGUAAAACUGCAAAGAUUGGUUGCUAAAUGUUGUAAAAUGAGGAAAUAUAUAGCCCUGUGAAGUUCGCAAAUUUUGUGUAUAUUUGUAUUACGUGCGGUAAAAAUAACCACUUUCGGCUCAAAAAUGGUUAUUUUUCCCGCGCGUAAUACAAAUACAGGGUGUCCCAAAAAAAAGUGACACUAUAGAAAUUAUCCUAUUGUUAUAAUUUGAAUGCCCUAGAUUAAGUUGAUCGCACAGGUGCAUAAACUUCUGCUUCUGGAAUUUAAAAUAAAAAAGCAAACCGUUUAUUAGUGUAAUCGUUUUGCUUGACUCGGGCGUUAAAAUAUUUGGACAAAGCGAAAACGUUUUAAAAUGCUUAAAUGUAAAUACAAGUUCAUUAAAUUCCCAGGCGUGUAAUCACGCGCGUUUAAGAGCGGCUUAAGAACAAUGAGAUAAUUUCUAUAGUGUCACUUUUUUUUGGGACACCCUGUAUAAUAUACAAAAUUUGCGAACUUCACAGGACUGUAUUUUCCUCAUUUUACAACAAUUCGCAAUGAAACUUUUCAAUUUCACUCAUUUUGAGAUGCUCUUUCUAGCUGUGGUGAUGAAGUUCGUUCUUCUUGUCGAGAUCAAAAUUUCGUGUAUAGCUGGAAGCCUGGAAUCAUACAUUGUCAGGUCCAUUUUUGGCAAAAAUCUGCAGAUAGCGAGAUGAAGAAUUGAUGACUCGGAUCGGAGUCUUUGAUGAAGAAGACUGUCUGUAAUAUUUUCCCAUUUAGAUAAAAGUGUUUUCGUGCUACCUGCCUUUGAAAUAAACUCGAAGAAAACCGAUGAUAUGCCCAAGGACAAAUCACAAUUGAUCAGUCUUCUAGAUAACGGAGCUGUCCGGCCAUUUUAUUACGAUAUUUGCUGGAAAUGUCAGAGACCAACUGACUACGAAAAGUGGCGAAGGUUGGUUUCUGUUUUUAAAACGAUGUCUAUAUUUCUCAAGGAACAUAGCUGAAGAAAGGACGGGUUAGACAAUCAACCGGAGUCGCGGCAUUUCAACUGGAUCAAUAAGAGAUGAUCCUUACUGGACCUCUGGGAAGAACAGUUUAGAAUUGAUAGAGCUAUCCAGUAUAAAUAAAGUUAGUUUAGUUUAGGUUUCCUCCUGUAGUAACACUGGAUCAAUAAGAGAUGAUCCUUACUGGACCUCUGGGAAGAACAUUUUAGAACUGAUAGAGCUAUCUAGUAUAAAUAAAGUUAGUUUAGUUUAGGUUUCCUCCUGUAGUAACACUGGAUCAAUAAGAGAUGAUCCUUACUGGACCUCUAGGAAGAACAGCUUAGAACUGAUAGAGCUAUCGAGUAUAAAUAAAGUUAGUUUAGUUUAGGUUUCCUCCUGUAGUAACACUGGAUCAAUAAGAGAUGAUCCUUACUGGACCUCUAGGAAGAACAGUUUAGAACUGAUAGAGCUAUCGAGUAUAAAUAAAAUUAGUUUAGUUUAGGUUUCCUCCUGUAGUAACACUGGAUCAAUAAGAGAUGAUCCUUACUGGACCUCUAGGAAGAACAUUUUAGAACUGAUAGAGCUAUCGAGUAUAAAUAAAGUUAGUUUAGUUUAGGUUUCCUCCUGUAGUAACACUGGAUCAAUAAGAGAUGAUCCUUACUGGACCUCUAGGAAAAACAGUUUAGAACUGAUAGAGCCAUCCAGUAUAAAUAAAGUUAGUUAAGUUUAGGUUUCCUCCUGUAGUAACACUGGAUCAAUAAGAGAUGAUCCUUACUGGACCUCCAGGAAGAACAGUUUAGAAUUGAUAGAGCUAUCCAGUAUAAAUAAAGUUAGUUUAGUUUAGGUUUCCUCCCGUAGUAACACUGGAUCAAUAAGAGAUGAUCCUCUUAUACCGGACCUCUAGGGAGGAAAGAUUGGAACUCAUAGAGUUUUCCAUUACAAAAAAACCUCUGAGGUACAUUAUUAAUGCAGUAUUAUGACAACAGUAAUAUUGUAAAAGUAUUCUUGUCUUAAAUAAUUUCCAACAAUUUUUAGUUUAGCAGGCGAAGACAUGGAUGUUGGAUAUGAGAUAAAAUGGCAAGAUCCUUGGGAGCCAUUCUUUAUAUCGCCACGGUCGGCUCCUGAUUAUGAUGAGAGAUUUAAACAGGUAAGAACCAUAGAUAUCUAAUUUUCACUAGAUAGCGCAUCUCGUUUAGUAAAAUUGAAGCCAAGAAUAUUCCAGCGGUUACCCCCAUUUGAAUAGGUGGCGGCCAUGUUGGAGUUUCCCACUCGCUAAUAAACGCUUAAAAAACAACAAUAACUUUCAUCAUUUGAAUAGUUUGAAAAUGUAUUUGGAAUAGGUUAAACUUAAUGUUUAAGUUCCCUGUUUAAUUAAGAAAUAAAACAUACGAAUCUUUUCAUUUCAUGGGAAUAUCCUGAGUCUGCAAUCACGUCUUCAAUUUUUGAAUUGCAGAAUAAUUAGAUGCACUAUUUAGUGUAUAUAAGAUAUCUAUGGUAAGAACCAGCAAGAAUAGUAAGGAUCAAGAAUUCUUGGUUAAUAAUCCACCUUACAUAAUCCGGUUAACUCAACCAUAUACCUUGGUUAAAUUAGCCUGCAGGAUUAUAACCAGGACUGUGGUUAAAUUAACCAAGAAGAUUAGGUUACCCCAAACAGGGUUAAUUUUAAUAUUAAUCUUAAGUUUAACCAGGGUGAUUUUUGAAGUAAACCAUUGUUUUUGUGUUUUAGUACGGAUUCAACCGCAUCAGUCAUGCAUGUGAACUGCACGUGGCUAGCUACAGAUAUUUCAUCCUAGAUCAAGGCUUCCUGGUUCAUCAAGGCUUCAAAGACGGCACUUCGUUUCACAAGACAAAGAACGAUGAAAAUGAUAAAAAUAGGAUAUUGUUUCGUACGUUUAAGACUGAAUUGAAAGAUAAAUAUCCCGACUCAGUGAAUAGAUGUUAGCACAGCUUGUGUCAGUGGAGGUUGUGGCAAUAAUGAGAGAGUCUCCGAUUGAUAGAGAUACAACUACCUGAAAAAUACAAGGAGAACUUCGACGUUUUCGAGCGAAGGCCGUUCGUCGGAAAGUCGGCUCGAAUUACAGGGGUGGAAAAAAUAGGCGAGCACGCGAGCACUGCUCGCACAAAAUGUUAAACAGCUGCAGGAAAUUCGUUUGAAUGAAGAUUUGCUAUUGAAAAUUUGAAGGAAACCUCGACACCUAUGUCCCACUAUGGCCGCAACAACAUAUGGUUGACAGACAUUAUUCCUUGAAUUUAAAAGCAUGCUCAGCUAGAACACUAUAUGUUUAUGCACAUGCAGAUUUAGCACAAAAAUACUGCGUUGGUCUGCAGGAAAUUUUUGUCUUCAGGUUGUGCUACCAGGAAGCAAAUCUUUUUUCCUGCCCUGCCUCCAAACGUCGAAAUUCUCCUAGGUAUUUUUCGGUAGUUGUAUCCUCAUCAAUCGCCAUCUUUCUCAUUAUUAUUGCCACACUAGUACACACCGUUUUAAGAUUACCAUAAAGCCAGUCACAAACAUACAGCAAAAAAGCUCUGAAAAUACUUUAAACACCGCAUUCAUAAUAUAAAAAUUAAUAUCACAAAAUCUAUUUGGUAUGUAAUAUGGUAUUCGUCCUGUCGCCACUCUCCUCAUUUUGUACUUUAUUACUAUGUAGCCUUAGCCCUUAUUAGGUAUGCAUAGUUGACCAUAUAAAGCAGCAUGCUUUGCGCAUGCUCAUUUAUACAAACGCUGACCAAAAUCCUCGCAGGCGCAGAGCUUGUAAACCAGCUGCCCAAAAGCCAUUGCAGGCUCAUUAAGUUACCUUACUUGGUACAACCGCCGACCACAAUCACCGCAGGCGCAUCAACACCAGCUCGCCUCGUCGCCAUCUUUGAUGGCGUAUAUAGAGUACGGACUUUGACCCCUGUUCACAGCUUCCGCUAUUCUCUCGUUAAUUUCCUUGAUGAGAUUAGCAUCUUGUAUGACCGAGGUCAGCGAGGGCCUGGGACUAGCUUCCGCCGAUCGUAUGACGUCAGGGAAUGAGGGAUCUAGGGCUGGGGGUGUGGGCGGCGGAGGGGUGCGUUCCAGCGUGGGGACUUGUAAGAUUACUAGAGCAGGGGUGAGGGGUGGCCACGUGCCUUUGUAGAUGGGGUAUGAAGGUGAUUUCCUGACAAGGUUUGGAAUGAAUUUCUCGUCGUCAAUACUCUAGGACGGAAUGGGAAAUUACAAAAUACUUAAUGUAGUAUUAACUGUAAGGUUGCUUGCGUCACGGCACCGGCUAGGAUGUCUGAUGUAUGCCGGAAAGCCUGAUUCACAUUAUCAAGGCUUCUGUGAUCACAGUAGGAAUUUUGCAUGGGUAAAUUCUAAGUUUUGAAGGAUUUGUAAGAAAUGUUUGAGAGAACUGGCUCAAUGUUUAACACUGAAUCAGUUUCCUCAAACAGUUCUUACAAAUCCUUCAAAACUUAUCUACACAAAAUUCCUACUGUGAUCACAGAAACUUUGA
This is a messenger RNA of Paramuricea clavata, 6585 nucleotides long. Lineage: Eukaryota; Metazoa; Cnidaria; Anthozoa; Malacalcyonacea; Plexauridae. The record is from the annotation of a GenBank genome assembly.